This is a messenger RNA of Chelmon rostratus (copperband butterflyfish), 1163 nucleotides long. RefSeq names its product CDGSH iron-sulfur domain-containing protein 3, mitochondrial-like. The transcript is spliced from 3 exons. Gene Ontology annotation, molecular function: 2 iron, 2 sulfur cluster binding. Bases 155 to 550 code for a protein of 131 amino acids. The record is from RefSeq and is a predicted model, not a curated record. Gene Ontology annotation, cellular component: intracellular membrane-bounded organelle. Lineage: Eukaryota; Metazoa; Chordata; Actinopteri; Chaetodontiformes; Chaetodontidae.
CCAAUCACCUGGACCGGGUGCGACAGGGGCCAUGUUGUAGCUUUGGCUGCAGUCCGUCCUCACAGCUUCCUGGGCCCGCGGGCUGAUGACUUGAGAGUCCCCGUAGAGCUGAACAGGUAUCACACCUGAGCGCGUGCUCCGGAGUUGCAGAGACAUGAACACGAGCCGCUUCAUGGCCGCGGUGUGGAGAGGAAGCUCGCACAUCUUCAGACGAGCGCAGCUGGAGCCGCUUUCCUCUGCGAUGGUUCAGCGCCGCCUGCAGUCCACACAGAGGGUCCCUGCAGCCCGUCUGCCCAACAUAGUGAAGGUGUCUGCCGGGAAACGCUACGCCUGGUGUGCCUGUGGACACAGUCAGAAACAGCCUUUCUGUGACGGAGCUCACAAGACAAAAGCUCCGAGCAUCUCUCCUCUACGCUUCACCCCUGACAGAAACAGGACGGUCUUGCUGUGUGCCUGCAAGGAAACCAAAAACGCACCGUACUGCGACGGCUCACACCUGAAGGUCAUCUUCCGCGAUGUAGUGAAGUCGGUGAAGGGCGUCUUUAAAUGAACAGCAUCCCAGAUGUUUGCACUGGGAGGCCGUGGAGCAACGACUGUAAUAGAAAUGAAACGGAAACCGUCUUUAUUGUGCCUUAUCAGUCAUCCACAAAUUCAGAAAACUCAUUGCAUUUUGAUAUGAACACAAAAUACAUUCACUGCUGUCUGCUUUUGGCAGGAAGAUGUGAUGCCCUGCAUCAUUUUAUCGUCCUCACACUUGUCAGACUGAUAUUUUGGCUGAACAUGGUAAAUUGCAUUGUUUUUUUAAGUAAAAAUGUUUUUGUAACCAAAGUCCAUAUACAAAUGUAUAAUCCAUUUAAAAAAGCACAUUGGUGUUUUGUUCAAGCGUACAUAAUCAGUAGAAGUGACAGUUUUCAAAGCAGCUUGUACCAAAGCCGAGCAGUGACGUCUAUUACAUCUUUUGUGAUUGUGAGUUAUUCAUAUGUGCCUGAGUUUUCCCUAAAAUGUGUUUGAUUGCUGUAUGUAUCCAUUUGUAUUGUAUUAAUGUCUGAUCUUUGUCACAUUUUUGUACAAUACAUAAAACAUAUUGGUGUUGUCCACCCUUAUACUGUACCUACUUAGCAUAACUUUGAAUUGUAAGAUAUAAACUGGUCCUCAGAAAGCAC